This is a messenger RNA of Bursaphelenchus xylophilus (pine wood nematode), 3996 nucleotides long. NCBI's taxonomy places the organism in Eukaryota, Metazoa, Nematoda, Chromadorea, Rhabditida, Aphelenchoididae. The record is from the annotation of a GenBank genome assembly.
AUGGAUAUUGAGAAUGCAUUUAGUAAGGAGGAACAAGAAAAGUUGAUGAAAACUGUCCAGCAGAUACUUGAUAAGACUUUGGUUUUCUCAGAUUAUUGUCAGAACAUAAGGUAGGUCUAUUUUAGUUUUUUUGUAGUGUGUUUAGAGAUAAAGUGACGUCCAAGGAGAGGGUAAACCGAUCUGCUGGGCUAAAUCAGCUCUCUUUUGUUAUAUUGAACUUGCCCAAGGACUUUCUUGACCAUGAAGAAGGUAAGAGUUAUAUCUAAGGUAUGCAAACAGUUUAUUUUAGCUAUGUAUCUUCUCAAGUUCUUGUCGGCUCGGUUUGAUGAUUGCGGACACUCCGCAGAACUUCUAGUGAGGGUUGUCCAUCAUCUGGUAAGUUGAAAAGCUAUUUUAAGAUCUUUCUUACAGUACUUUACUGUCCAAAGGUUCGAGAAAGCGGAUAUCUUUGAAGUGUUUCACAAUAUUUUUGCCGAGAAUGGAGUUCAAGCCUAUGCUCAGGCAGACCGCGCCUUGUUUUUGGAAAUUAUGGAUCACACUGUUGAUCAUUAUUUUUACGGUAUGUGAUUUUGUUGAUUUCUUUCAUUUAGGAUGAAGAAAGCUUAAUUUCGGCAAAAUUUCAUUGGCUUUUAUCGUUAUUUAUUUCCUUUUCAGUGAUCGAAGAGCUCGGCGUCCAAUACUACAACAUCUUUUCAAAUACCGCAGGAGGUGAGAGAGAUCCCAGAUGUCUUAUGAAAGUGUUCUCCAUCUUCUCUAAAGUGAUGAGACAAAUGGAUGUGGGCCCAUUUAUGGAGGAUAUGUUUGAUCUGAUUGCUUGUUAUUAUCCAAUUGAAUAUCAACCAGUAAGUUCAUUUUUGUUAUUCAAAUUGAUGUUUAGAGAGAAACGGACAAGAAUCCGUUGAGCCCUGAGGCACUCUCCGCUGGUUGUGAGGCUUGUUUGAUUGCAAAUCGAGGAUUUUCUUUGUACACAUAUCAGUUAAUAUUGGAUAAACUAAUGGAGGAUGAUGAAAAUGUUGGUCAUGAGACCAAGUUGAAGAUUUGUAAAUUCUUAGUAAGUUGAUUUAUGCUUGGAACGAUGUUUUGCUUGUUUUAGAUUUCUGUCAUGACCAAAUUUGGACCGGGUUCUCUUCUCGCCCUAACUGAUGAAUUCCUCGCGGCCUUCCGAAUGAUCUCAUUUAAUCCCAGAAGGAAGUCUUUCGAAAAAGAAACGGUGGAUACAGUGGGAAGCACGAUGAAAGCUCUGAUCAACUGUCUAAACCAACUUGACUCCCCAAGAUCCGAAGAGGAAAUUGAAAGGGCCACUCACCAGAUGAUCGAAAGUAAUAUUCUUAUGUACUCAAUCACAUAUAAUUUGAUUUUCUUUAGACAGUGAGCCAUUUGUUCUUCAAGCCGAAAUGGGAUUGGCCGCCAAGGCUCUGAAGACCUUUGAAUUCGUUGUUUUGGCCCAUGAAAUUGCCGCGGAAUUGGCAUUGCCUAAGGUCUUAUAUUGGUUAAGGGCGCUUAUAGCAGGUGUGUAGUUAUUUGAGAGACUUAGUUUUACCGUUACAGGUAUUACAAUCAAAAAUAUCGAAAAUAAAAAGGAAAUCCUCGAGGAAACCUUGCCUUUGACUCCAGAAUGGCUGGAAAUUGGAAUCAAGACAGGAAAAGGUAAGAUGAAACCAGUCUAAAAGGAAAAAAGGAAACUUUACGGCUGCAUUGAAAUUGGGUGCUGGGAAAUUGGGUGCAUUGAAUUCAGAGAAAGGCACACGUGUGGGUAUGCACGGUAGAGAAAAAGGCUUGCUUAUUUUCCAUGCAGCUCUUUUUACUAAUGGGUUAGGACGUCCAGAAAUUUUGGCCGACCGUUUGCCAAAAGGAAGUUGUUCUUCUUGAGGUUUCGUUUUUCGAACACAAAAAAAGAACGCGUUCGAAGAAAGACCAUUCCUUUCGAGACUCUGCACCCGUGGGGGUAUAGCUCAGUGGCAGAGCAUUCGACUGCAGAUCGAGAGGUCCCUGGUUCAAAUCCGGGUGCCCCCUAGUGCUGUUUUUUGUGAUUUUUGCAUUUAUUCUUUAGGAAAUCAUGUCCAAGAAGCUGUCCCAGGAUUGAUUGGUGCUCUGAAGAACAUUGAAGAUGUGGAUUCACAACUUUUACAACAAGUUUUGGCUGAAAUUGGAAGAAUUUUGGUGGGAAAUGAAGAUUUGAGAGCGAAUUUGAAAAAAGAAAUAGAAGAUGUCUUGGAUAAGGUGUUGGCGGUGGAAUAUCAUGAUAGCGAGAAGUUGAGGUGGAGUUAAAUCACGGGGAUUGAAAUAUUGUUCGCUGUUUAGGACGGCAAUAGCAAGUUUCUUGGAGGAAUAUGUGCAACAUGACUUCGAAACAGUCUGGAAUAAGGUUGAAAAAGAUCUCAAGGCAGUCGAUUACUGGUCAGCAAAGGAAUUCUUGUUCUGCGGAGCAUUGGUGAGCUCUGAGGUCGGCCUGGAGCGAUGCUAUCCAUUGUUUUUGGAAAGGAUGACAAAUAAAGGUAAUAUAAGUUUUUACUCUGGGCAUUAUUGUUUUUGUCUUUAGAUAGCGAUGUGAAGCUGUCAAUAAUCGAAUUUGGAGUGAUUUUGGAGAAGAAUAAAGAGCGAGAUCUUGUUGAUGAACGAUUAAUCUCACCGUUUUGCAAAGCGCUGGGACAAUUGUUGGAUCAAUUUAAAGAUGAUCGGCAAAGGUUGGUCGACCUUGGAGAGAGGUUACAGGAUUUAGUGUUGAAAGUAGAUAAAAGGUAAGGAAUUGUUCUUUUAGACAUUUUUGUAGGCUUUGAAGUUUACCAAUAUUAUUUUAGACUUAAACCAAACUUGCUCAACUGGUUCCAGUCUACCAUUUUUGAGGUUCUAAAGUCAUCAGAGUUAUCGGCGAAACAGACGAUUGGAGCAUUAGAAUUCUUGUUACCAGUUGUCCUGCAAACAACUGACGCCAGCACAUUGACCAAUCUUCUCCAAAAUCUAUAUGAAUAUCACAAGAAUCACACGGAUGAAAAUAUUUCAAAUUACCUUCUGGCUGUUCUCUUUGCAGUCCACAACAGAGGCGCUGCUGAUCAUGAAGUUGUGAGAAGCAUUGUGAAUGAUGAUAGUCUUAGCGCAGAAGCGGAAGCGGUAAUUUUAAGAAAUGAGGUCUUGACAAAACGGAUAUUCCCGGUGGAAAAAGUGAGAAAGGUAUGUUUUGUUAAGGCCUUGAAUUGAAUUGUUGAUCUACGAGUGUUUGAGAUCAUCUGUAUAUUACUUUAGAUGCUGAAUGGAGCCGAUCCGAAGCAGCUUUACCAAGUUUUAAACUUUGAUUCGACAUUAACAGAUCCGGUUAAAAAUAAUUUCUCCAAGACUUUUAUAUGGACACAGAGGAUUUUAACUCAGUUUAUUCCGAUAUUUGUGGAGGAAUACAAGGGCUCCGAAGAUAAGGGAAAGAUGAACGCCAUGGCGAAGAUGAUCCCGUCGAUUCUGCAGCUAUCUCAGAGAGUUUCAAUCCCAAUGACACACGAAUUAAUGAUUGUAAGACCUGUUUUUUGGAGAGUGACUAAUGAUUAACACACAUUUACUUUCGUAUUUCAGCUCUUCCCGCUCCUAAUCGCCUCAAUUAAUGAGACCGAAGUGACGUCCUCCGAGUUUUCCCUCCUCAUAAAGUCGAUAGUAAACCUAUUGAAACUCACAAACAAGCAAGAUCUGGCAAUUGAUCGUCUAAGUGAAGUCGCCUACGAGUUUGAGAAAGUCCUGGUUGAUCCCAAUUCCCCUUCUUCAGCUGUUUUCAGCGCCUUGGAAGGCCUUGAAGCCGUGGGAAAAAGAGUUCAGUCAGCCUCGAGGUUCUUCAGAUGGGAUCAGACAAUUAUUUCGAUCAGAAAGGCGACCCAAUCCAAAAAGAGAAUCAUCAGACAAAAAGCGGCCUAUGUCAGCAAUUUGUGGUGAGUGUUUUUUACAUUAUAGAAGGUAGACUAGCACACUUCUGGUCUCAUUUUAAUUUGAAAUUGUUUCAGGGAAGUCAUGCCGGUGUAA